UAGUGUCAUAAAUUGAAAGUAUUAGAAAGAUAUAGGACCGUUUAGCAAAACAAAAAAAGGGACAGGAAAAGUCAAUUAGAGGAACAAGAGAGGAGAGUUAGGUUUUUUAAUAGAAAAAAUCUGAUCCAGUAACAGGGAUUGGAUUGUCUGGUUAGAAGCAGUGGAGCCCCUUUCCUUCUCUUUCGCCUUUCCUCUCAGAGAGAGAGUCUCAGACACCACCAAGCAAAGCCCUUCUUCUUCCUCCUGGAUCCAACUCAGAUCCAUCUCUCUCUCUCUUACCAUACUUCGAUCCUUUCAGAUCUCAAUCGCUUCUUCUCUUUUCUUGUAAAGCUUCAUCAGGUGUCUUUCUGAUCUUCUCUCUCUUUACUACAAAACCCUUGUCUUAAGAUCAAUAUUGCUUUGAAUCUCGAUUCUGGAGUUCCUGUUGAUGAGCGUCAUCUUUCGUAUCUGUUGACUUCUCCCUGUUACAUCUGCUUGAUCCAUAAAGCUUAAUCCUUUCCACUUGUUUGUAGUAUUAACUUUGACGGAUGUGGAGGAAGAGAAAGAGGGUUUCCCUGAUGGCAUGAGGGGGAUAUUGUUAGCAACUUUGAUGAAACUUUUGAGCGCUUGUCUGUGGCCUUCAUCAGCGGGCAGGUCCGUUGAUUCAACUGGAAAACACGAUGGACUCCUCUGGUACAAAGACUCUGGUCAGCACCUACUCGGUGACUUCUCUAUGGCCGUUGUUCAGGCCAACAAUCUCCUCGAGGAUCAGAGCCAAGUUGAGUCUGGCCCUUUGAGUACCCUUGACUCUGGUUCUGGUCCUUAUGGUACUUUUAUCGGAAUCUAUGACGGUCAUGGCGGGCCUGAGACCUCCCGCUUUGUCAAUGACCAUCUCUUUCAGCAUUUAAAGAGGUUUGCAGCAGAGCAGGGGUGUAUGUCUAUGGAUGUGAUUAGAAAGGCGUAUGAAGCUACUGAAGAAGGGUUUCUUGGGGUUGUGACGAAGCAGUGGCCGGUUAAGCCACUGAUUGCAGCGGUUGGGUCUUGCUGCCUUGUGGGUGUUAUAUGCGGAGGGAUGCUCUACAUAGCUAACGUUGGGGAUUCACGUGCGGUCCUCGGAAGGGCUAUGAAGGCGACUGGUGAGGCUAUUGCGCUUCAGCUCUCUGCUGAACAUAAUGUGAGCAUCGAGUCUGUUAGGCAGGAGAUGCACUCCUUGCACCCGGAUGACUCGCAUAUCGUCGUGUUGAAGCACAAUGUGUGGCGCGUUAAGGGCCUUAUUCAGGUGUCUAGAUCCAUAGGAGACAUGUAUCUGAAGAAGGCGGAGUUCAACAGGGAACCGUUGUACACCAAGUAUAGACUCAGAGAGCCGAUCAAAAGACCAAUCUUGAGUGGGGAACCGUCGAUAACAGAGCAUGAGCUCCAACCACAAGACCAGUUUCUUAUAUUUGCUUCUGAUGGACUAUGGGAACAGCUUAGCAACCAAGAAGCUGUUGACAUCGUUCAGAACCACCCACGAAACGGGAUAGCACGUAGACUGGUGAAGAUGGCAAUGCAAGCGGCAGCGAAGAAGAGAGAAAUGAGAUACUCUGAUCUGAUGAAGAUAGAGAGAGGCGUGAGGAGGCAUUUCCACGAUGACAUCACUGUGGUAGUUAUCUACCUUGAUACCAGUGUAGUGAGCUCUGCCAAAGGACCUUCUCUUUCUAUCCGAGGCCGCGGUAUGACUUUCCCCAAGAAACUCUAAAGCUACUCCCUCCCACGCUUUAGGUUUCCCAUCUUUUGUAGUUAUUUACAAAAAUAUUUAUAUAUCUAUCUAUCACUCUUUGUUGGUAUAAAAGAAUGUAUAAUUUUAACGUGAAAGCCACACACACGUUUGGAACCGAACCCAUUCCGGUAAUUAUUGAUUUUUAUUUGUUCAACAAGACUUGUGUGUAAUGAUGUAAUUGUUGUUGAUGGAUGAAUGAAUGUAGUAAGCCUUUCCGCCUC
This is a messenger RNA of Raphanus sativus (radish), 1959 nucleotides long. RefSeq names its product probable protein phosphatase 2C 46. The transcript has 5 exons. Gene Ontology annotation, molecular function: cation binding; protein serine/threonine phosphatase activity. Bases 563 to 1717 code for a protein of 384 amino acids. Gene Ontology annotation, biological process: protein dephosphorylation. The record is from RefSeq and is a predicted model, not a curated record. NCBI's taxonomy places the organism in Eukaryota, Viridiplantae, Streptophyta, Magnoliopsida, Brassicales, Brassicaceae.